AUGUCUGACGAGCCAAAUAUGUUAUCUUCUAAUGAAGAUAAUGGCAAUAAAAAAUCUAAAGAUCAAAAAUCUUCGAAAGAUGUUUGUGAUGAAUGUGGAAUUGAAUAUAUUCCAAUGAAAUAUUCUGAUAAUGAUUAUGUUAAUCUAUCUACAUUUAAACUGUUUUCUCAAAAUGUACGUCCAAUAAUAAAUUCUCGCUAUCCAAAAUUACCCACACAAAAAAUAAUGACUUUAAUGGCUGCAUAUUGGCGUGAAUUUCUUGAAUUAAAAGGUGCACAACAAAAUGUUUCAAAUAAUACAUUAACUGAAUCGAAUAAUGAUCAUGAUGUUAUGGAUACGGAUGAACCACGUCCAAGUCGUUCACGUCGUCGUCGAACAGCACCACAAGAUGAUAAUGAUCAAGAUGAUGCAAAUGAACAACAAGAUGAUGAUGAUAUGAAUUCAACUGCUUCACCACGUAAUUCAACAACUAAAAAUCAUAAUAAAAAAAUUCCAGCUUUAAAAAUAAAAUUACAAAAAGAUCAAGCAGCUGCAGCAGCAGCUAUGGCAGCAGCUAAAGAACAAGCUAUUGACGAAGAAGAAAAUAAAGCAAUAAAGAAAUCUACUCGACCACGAAAACGUAAAAGACGUGAUGAUGAUGAUCCAGCUAAUGAAUCUGAUGCAGAAUUUGAAGCUAUGCUUGUACAAAGUGAAAUCAAUGAAGAAGAAGAAGUACCAAAGAAAAAACGUGUUAAAAAACUACCUAAACCACCAAAACGUAUUGCAAGAUUAAAUAAUCGUCGACAAUUACAAGCCGCAGCAGAAGAAGCAGCUAAUUUACCACUUGAUCAAGUUGGUUAUGAAACUAAUCAUCAAGAUUAUUGUGAAGUAUGUCAACAAGGUGGAGAAAUUAUCCUUUGUGACACAUGUCCAAAAGCUUAUCAUCUUGUUUGUCUUGAUCCUGAAUUAGAACAAGCACCGGAAGGUGAUUGGUCAUGUCCAGAAUGUACUAAAAACGGUAUAUCAAUACGUACAAGACAAGCUGCUGCUAUUGCAGCUGCUCGACAAGCAAAAGAAGAAGAUGAUAAUCAUAUGGAAUUUUGUCGAGUUUGCCGAGAUGGUGGCGAAUUAUUAUGUUGUGAUCGAUGUCCAUCUUCGUAUCAUAUGCAUUGUUUAAUUCCUCCAAUGACAGUUAUACCAGAAGAAGAUUGGUAUUGUCCAAGAUGUACUGUUGAAGCACCACCUAAUGUUGUCAGAAAAAUUCUUACAUGGCGUUGGGUAACUCAUCCAGAUCCUCAUUCAUCUGCAACAACCGAUACAGUAACAUCUGAAGUUACUAAAGUUGAUGAAAAUGGUGAAACAGCAACUACAACAACUACUAUUAUUGAAAAACGUAUAAUAACAACAACAACUGCCGAUGCAGUACCUCCAGCUGAUGGCGCAGAUACUGGUGCUGAUUUUCAACAACGUCUUAUUCCAACAUUUGACUUAACUUUACCACCAGGUACGCCACGUGGUCCACCUAAAACUCGUGAACUUUAUGUUAAAUAUGACGGUUUAUCAUAUUGGUCAUGUGAAUGGUUACCUGAAUUACAAGUUGAAGUUCAUCAAUCAUCAUUAUGGCGUUGUUAUAUUAAAAAAAUAGGCGAUGCUAAACAACCUCAACUAACAGUUGAUAUUGAAGGUGAAGUUGAAGGUGAAGAAGUUGUCGAUGAUGAGGUAUCUCGUCGUUAUUAUAAUCCAAAAUUAGAACAAAGAUAUUACAAAAAUGGUGUAAGACCAGAAUGGCUUUGUGUACAUCGAAUAUUAAAUCAUCGAAAAGAAAAAGGUGUACCAAUGUAUUAUUUGGUUAAAUGGAGAGAAUUAGGUUAUGAACAAGCAACAUGGGAACUUGAAAAAGAUGGAGAAUAUACACAUGAAAUUGAAAAUUGGCAACAACAUAUUGAUAAUUAUUGGAAAUUAAGAAAUGGUUCUGAAGCUGAAGAGAAAAAAAAGAAAAAAGCAAGUUCAACGAAAACUACACGUCGAUCAAAUCGAGAACUUGAAGAAAAUCGUUCAACUGAUGCCAAUGGAGAUUCAGGUGAUGAAUAUGAACGUUCAGGAAAAUAUCCACCACCACGUAAACGUUAUGAAAAACAACCUGAUUUUAUUGAUGUCACUGGUGGUACACUUCAUCCAUAUCAAUUAGAAGGUUUAAAUUGGUUAAGAUUUUCAUUUUCACAAAAUACUGAUGUUAUUCUUGCUGAUGAGAUGGGUUUGGGUAAAACUGUUCAAACAAUUGUAUUCUUACAGGCUUUAUUAAAAGAAGGUCUUUCACGUGGACCUUUUCUAAUUAGUGCACCAUUAGCAACAAUUAUUAAUUGGGAAAGAGAAUUUGAAUUUUGGGCACCAGAUAUGUAUGUAGUAACAUAUACGGGUGAUAAAGAAGCAAGAGCUGUUAUACGAAAACAUGAGUUUUCAUUUGAUGAUGAUGCAAUUCGUGCUGGUCCACGUGCAAGUAAAAUUCGUAGUGGUGCCAAAGUUAAAUUUCAUGCAUUAUUAACAUCCUAUGAAUUGGUUAGUGUGGAUUCAGCUACACUAUCCUCAGUCGAUUGGUCUGUUUUAAUUAUUGAUGAAGCUCAUCGUUUAAAAAAUAAUCAAUCAAGAUUUUUUCGAACAUUAUUUGAAUUUAAUAUUGGUUAUAAAACACUUCUUACUGGCACACCAUUACAAAAUAAUCUUGAAGAACUUUAUCAUUUAUUGAAUUUUUUAAAACCUGAUAAAUUUAGUGAUAUGGAUGGAUUUUUAAAAGAAUUUAGUGAUUUAGCUAAAGAUGAACAAGUUGCCAAAUUACAUGAUAUUUUAGGUUCACAUAUGUUACGUCGUUUAAAAGUUGAUGUUUUAAAAAAUAUGCCAACAAAAUCAGAAUUUAUUGUUCGUGUUGAAUUAAGUCCAAUACAAAAGAAAUAUUAUCGUGCUAUAUUAACAAAAAAUUUCGAUGCUUUAAAUGUCAAAGGUGGUGGUGGACAAGUUUCAUUAUUAAAUAUUGUUAUGGAAUUAAAAAAAUGUUCAAAUCAUCCAUAUUUAUUACCUGCUGGACAAUUUGAAGCACCACGUACAGCAAAUUUAGCUUAUGAAGGCACAGGAUUAAUAAAAUCAUGUGGAAAAUUAGAUUUAUUAAGUAAAAUGUUGAAAAUAUUAAAAGAACAAGGACAUCGUGUUUUAAUAUUUUCACAAAUGACAAGAAUGUUAGAUAUAUUAGAAGAUUUUCUAGAAUAUUUGGGUUAUAAAUAUGAACGAAUGGAUGGUAAAACAGGUGGCUCAGAUAGACAAGAUGCUAUUGAUCGUUUUAAUGCACCUGGUGCUGAACAAUUUUGCUUUUUACUUUCAACACGUUCAGGUGGUUUAGGUAUUAAUUUAGCUACAGCAGAUACAGUUAUUAUUUAUGAUAGUGAUUGGAAUCCACAUAAUGAUAUUCAAGCACUUUCUCGUGCUCAUCGUAUUGGUCAAACAAAUAAAGUUAUGAUUUAUCGUUUUGUUACACGUGAUACAGUCGAAGAACGUAUAACACAAGUUGCUAAGAAAAAAAUGAUGUUAACACAUUUAGUUGUUCGACCAGGUGCUGGUCGUGGUACAAAUAUGAGCAAAAAAGAAUUAGAUGAUAUAUUACGUUUUGGUACUGAAGAUUUAUUUAAAGAUGAUGAUGAAGUUGUUGGCAAUGGUGAAGGUGGCGAAGGUGGUGGUGGUGCAAAAAUUCAUUAUGAUGAUCAAGCUAUUGAAAGAUUACUUGAUCGUUCACAAGAAGGCAUACAAGAAAAAGAAGAAGGUCUUAAUGAAUAUUUAUCAAGUUUUAAAGUUGCAUCUUAUGUAACACGUGAAAUGAAUGAAGAAGAAGAAGAAGAUUAUCGUGAUUCAAUACCAGUACCACCACCAACUAUGGAUGAAACAAUGGAGGCAAAUUAUUGGGAAAAAUUAUUACGUGUACAAUUUGAACAAGAAAGAGAAUUAGAAAGUCAUGCAUAUGGUAAAGGUAAACGUUUAAAACGUCAAGUUAAUUAUGCUGUACCAGCAAAUGAUGAAAAUUGGAAUGAACAUAAUUCUGAUAUUGCUAGUGAAUAUGAUGCACCAUCAGCUGGUGGUGAAGAUGAAGAUGUUGAUUUCGAUGAAACACCUGAUCGUCGACGUAAGACAGGACGUGAUCGACCAUUACCACCAUUAAUAUCAAAAUCUGGUCCAAAUAUUGAAAUCUUAGGUUUUAAUCCACGACAACGUAAAGCAUUUUUAAAUGCAAUUAUGCGUUUUGGUAUUCCCCCACCGGAUGCAUUUAAAUCUCAAUGGUUAGUUCGAGAUUUACGUUGUAAAUCUGAAAAAGAAUUUCGUGCAUAUGUUUCAUUAUUUAUGAAACAUUUAUGUGAAAAUAUAACAGAAAAUUCCGAAACAUUUUCUGAUGGUGUACCACGUGAAGGUUUAUCUCGACAUCAUGUUUUAUCACGUAUUGGUAUAAUGUCAUUAAUACGAAAGAAAGUUCAAGAAUUUGAAACUGUUAAUGGAGUUUGGUCAAUGCCUGAUCAAACACCAAUGAAUGAUAAUUCAAAUGAAUUAAUUGAUGAAUUUAAACCAAUCAAUGAAAAACCAAUAACAAAUAAUAAUAAUAAUAAUGAUAAUAAUACUAAUAUACAAUCAACAGAAUCUAAUGAAACAUUAACAACAAUAAAUUCAAGUAGUAAUUUAAUUGGUGAAUCAAUGAGUUUAAGUGAUUUAAUAAAUAAUAAAAAUGAACAAAAUGAUGUAGAAAUGAAAGAUAAUACAAAUAAUGAAGAAGAAAAAUCAACUAAUGAUAAACAACAAAUUAAUGAAGAAAAACCUGAUAUAACAAAUCCUCCAGUUGAAAAUGUUAAACCAACAAAUAAUAGUCGUAAAUCUCAAUUAAUUCGUAAUGAAAAAUUAAAAGAUUUUAAAUUUAUGUUUAAUAUUGCUGAUGGUGGUUUUACUGAACUUCAUUCAUUAUGGUUAAAUGAACAACGUGCAUUAACAACAAAUCAUGAACAUGAAAUAUGGCAUCGUCGUCAUGAUUAUUGGUUAUUAGCAGGUGUUGUAACACAUGGUUAUUCACGUUGGCAAGAUAUACAAAUUGAUCCGAAAUUUUCAAUUAUCAAUGAACCAUUUAAAAUGGAUAUGGCGAAAGGAAAUUUUCUUGAAAUGAAAAAUAAAUUUCUUGCACGUCGUUUUAAAUUACUUGAACAAGCACUUGUUAUUGAAGAACAAUUACGUCGUGCUGCUUUCUUAGGUCUAGCUAUGGAACAAACAAAUCCAGCAUUAACACUUUCACAACGCUUCAGUGAAGUUGAAUGUUUAGCUGAAUGUCAUCAACAUUUAUCAAAAGAAUCAUUAGCAGGAAAUAAACCUGCUAAUGCUGUACUUAAUAAAGUUCUAACACAAUUAGAAGAAUUAUUAAGUGAUAUGAAACAAGAAAUAAAUAAAUUACCAGCUACAUUAGCUCGACUUCCACCUGUUUCUCAACGACUUAAUAUGUCCGAACGUAAUAUUCUUUCGCGUUUACAAAAUGGUCAAAGUCAACCACCGUCAUCAACUCCUCCACCUCCUCCGACAACAACAAGUACAACAACAAAUGGUAAUGGUUAUGCUUACACAAAUUAUUCAAAUUUUAUUGGACCAUUUGCACUUCCUGCAUCUAAUAGUACAAAAACAACAACAAAUUCAUCGAAUAAUAUUUCAGCUACUACAUCGACAACAUCCGUUGAUUCAUCAUCAACACGAAAAUCUUCAACACCAAAUCUAGUUCAAUGA
Adineta steineri is the source of this 5766-nucleotide messenger RNA. The record is from the annotation of a GenBank genome assembly. Lineage: Eukaryota; Metazoa; Rotifera; Eurotatoria; Adinetida; Adinetidae.